Ilex paraguariensis (yerba mate) is the source of this 717-nucleotide messenger RNA. Lineage: Eukaryota; Viridiplantae; Streptophyta; Magnoliopsida; Aquifoliales; Aquifoliaceae. The record is from the annotation of a GenBank genome assembly.
AUGCUUAACGUGAUUUGCGGAGGGCGCCGAAAGUUGGAUGAUAUUUUGCUACACCCUACCGAAGGAUUAAUCUUUGUCCAAGCAAGUCACAGGCGAUCGUCGAUUGCAAUCGAGGUGAGCUUCUUCUUCUCGGCUCUCUACAUAUCUACCUCUCUUCACUCUCAUGGACUCUCUCUCAGUACGAGCAAAGAAUUGGUCCAAAACCACCUCCAUUCCUGCAUUUCAGGUUCACCCACAAACUCUAAUUCCGAGUCCAAUGACAAUCCUAAAGCUGCCGAUUUCUGGGUUCGCCGCGAACAGAAUUACGAUCAUUUAAAUUUACACUGCUCCAAUGCCAGCAUCAACAACAACAACAAUAGCAACAAUAAUCAUAGAGAAUUGAAAGUUUUUGUUCGUUCUUUGUCUCUUGUUCAGUCAAAUGGUCCUAUUGAAAUUCCUCAUUUGGGUGGUGUUUCUACCCUUGUCCAAAGAUGGAGAGGUUUUGAGGCUGAGGCAAAGAGCUUGAAUUCAAACAACUCACCUAUUUGCAACAGCAAAAGCUAUUCUGGGUCGACUUUUACAGAAAAUAAUGCUUCAUCAUCAUUUGUUGAAGUGCCACAAAGAAACUCUGAUGCCUGUGAGUUUGUUGAUGGAAGGUAUGAAACUCCAACAUUGAAUGAGGACUCAUUUGCUGAUUGGGAAUCUGAUAGGGCAGCUAUGAGCGGUCCACCUUCUUGA